AUGGCGACCUUUUCUCGAUUUCAGCGCACGUUUGGACGGUAUAGACCACCACCAAUACUACCUACUACUAUUCGGACCAUUCAAAUAUUAGCGACACUUCACUUGAUCUCCACAACCCUCAUCGAGCUUCGGAUAUGUACAGGAUUUUCUAUGCUUCCUACGUUAUCUCAACAUGGGGAUUGUGUGCUGGUAUCGCCGUUACCAUAUUGGUCACCUUUCACUGAGAAACAUAAGGAGCGAAGACCUAAAAGGGGUGAUGUGGUAGUUGCUACUUCACCAAUGGAUCCGCAUCAAACAGUAUGUAAGAGAAUAUUGGGUAUAGAAGGUGAUAUGAUUGAGAUCGAACCUAGAAGAGGUGGACAAAGAAAAUGGAUAGACAAUUCAGGUACAGGCUAUAUGGUUGAUAUACCGAAUUCAGAUGAUAUAGAAUUACAAGGUCAUAAUCCAGAUGAACAUAUUUCACAUUCGUAUAAUAGUAAAAAUGGUUUAUCGAUAAAAAGGAAUGGUGAAGGUCAAUGGAUCAAGAUUCCAAAAGGUCACGUUUGGUUAGUGGGUGAUAACCUGAGUAAUUCAACUGAUUCGAGGAAAUAUGGUCCGGUACCAAUCGCAAUGGUCAAAGGCAAGGUUUUAGCUAGAAUCUACCCUAAUCCUACUUGGCUAGAGAACAACGUCAAACACAUCGAAGCAGAUGUAUGA
This is a messenger RNA of Kwoniella shivajii, 696 nucleotides long. Its product is annotated as signal peptidase I. The transcript has 2 exons. Gene Ontology annotation, molecular function: serine-type endopeptidase activity. The coding region runs from base 1 to 696 and encodes 231 amino acids. The record is from RefSeq and is a predicted model, not a curated record. Gene Ontology annotation, cellular component: mitochondrial inner membrane peptidase complex; membrane. NCBI's taxonomy places the organism in Eukaryota, Fungi, Basidiomycota, Tremellomycetes, Tremellales, Cryptococcaceae.